This is a messenger RNA of Trichomycterus rosablanca, 775 nucleotides long. It is a transcript of the gene snorc, whose product is annotated as secondary ossification center associated regulator of chondrocyte maturation. NCBI's taxonomy places the organism in Eukaryota, Metazoa, Chordata, Actinopteri, Siluriformes, Trichomycteridae. Gene Ontology annotation, biological process: cartilage development. The transcript has 4 exons. The record is from RefSeq and is a predicted model, not a curated record. Bases 97 to 471 code for a protein of 124 amino acids.
CCAGGUUUCCGUCACAUCUAGCAGGAGCAGCAUAGUUGGCACGGCAGGUUCGACUUGCAGGCUUCAAUCUCAGCCUGGUGAUCCGACAGAGACAACAUGGCCUUUUUCAGAAGCUUCAGUACAGAGUUCAGAUUUCUUCUCCUCGCCGCUCUCGCUCUCUGUGUGGCUUUUGUUCAGACAGAAACUGUGGCUGUGGCUUCUCCGACGGUACAGAGUGAAAAUCAGGGCACGUCAUCCGGAGACGAUGGAACAGAACUAGUCCAUGAGGUCACGACUAAAGACCCCACUGAAGACGUGGGACAAAACGGCUUCACUUUUAACUAUGAGAAGAAUCAGGAGUCUGAGAUUGUGGAGGAUGAAGGUGUCCUUGGCCCAGGUGCUAUCACAGCCAUCGUCAUUGCAGUGUUUCUCGGUGCCUCAGUUCUACUCGCCCUUGUUGUCAUCACACUCCGAAAGUUUACAGCCUCCUAGAGAAAGAUACCUUAAAUCUCUCUAACCCACAUAUGUUUGUACUUAGUCUUCAUCUUUCCCCUUGCUAUGGUAUAUUUUAUGACCUCGUUUACACCUUGACUGUUCAUGCAUCUUGUAUCUCAAUUUUCGUAAUUUUUUUUGCCACAUGCGUUUACGCCUGCACUCAAAUGAAAGUCCGGUUAGCCAGACUAAGACCUGAUUUCUGCAUCACAAGUUCUAUACAAAUACCCCAUGGUAAUUUGAUUCGCAAGAUGCAUGAACUAAACAUCUGUAAAUAAGAAUUAUGGCAUUGUUUUACCGUAAG